Messenger RNA from Cylicocyclus nassatus, 2081 nucleotides. The record is from the annotation of a GenBank genome assembly. Lineage: Eukaryota; Metazoa; Nematoda; Chromadorea; Rhabditida; Strongylidae.
AGACGACUAUUGCUUAGCUGAUGUACCCAGUGGGUUAAAAAUACGUUAUACAUGAUGCUGCAGCAAUUUAUACUAAGCUUUUUGCUCACCACUGUGGUGCCGAUUUCUGCUCACACAGUUGCACUAGGCAACUUGGCCGUAGUUAUUCGAGGUGAAGGUGUUCUUUCCGAUGAUGGAAAUCCCAUAAAAGCAGCCACAUCUGAUCUGUGGUGCCAAGCUAGGAAAGAUGGUGAAAUACAGGAGAUCACUUGGGCACGAUUCAUACGGACAAAAGACAGAAAAGUUAUUGAGGCACAAAUAGACCCGGACAAUCGACGAGCUCGUCUUGUCUUUGGCGAAGCAUCAGCAGCAGAUUCCGGUAAAUAUCGAUGUGAAAUCCGGACCAAAGAUGGAGAACUGGUCUUUGGAAACAUGUUUGCUUACUCUCGACCGGUUGUGCAUACGAACUCGUCCGAUGCGAUGUCAAUUUCACCUUCGGAUCCUACGCUAGUCAUUGCUCCGCCUCUUUCUUCCUCAAGGGAAUCUACGGCUCACAUUAGAUGUCCUAUCUAUGCCUAUCCUCAUCCGGAAGUUGUCUGGUAUAAGGACGGCAUGCCAAUCGAACCCUCAGCGAAAAUUGCGCAACACAAAAAUUCACUUGAAAUCAGUGCACUCGAGGAUAAGGAUGCCGGGAUGUACAGAUGUGUUGCCUCGAACGAGUUUCCAAUUUACGUCGAUGGACCGGAACAGGAAUUUGAGGUGAAAAUCGAUCGUGAGCUGAAAGUUGGUAGAAAUAUGGGUUGGCUGCUUCCUCUGAUAAUCAUUUUGAUCACCUUGUUGCUUCUCUUCAUUAUCAUCUAUUCAUGUCAAGCUUGGAAGCGAUACAAAGCAGACCAGUACCAUGUUGCCGAAAGAGAACGACAAUACCGAAACGUCGAAAAUCAGCGAUUAGCCGACAACAAUAAGGACUACUAGCCAUACCAGCAGUCACUACACAUACACACACUCCGGUGCAUGACAUCUCGACUUAGCCCCAUUAGCCGUACUGCACGAAAUGCCUAGCUGUAGAGCUUGUAAGCACAUUGCGAAGGCUGCCAGAUGCCAAGUGCCAGGUGCCUCUACAGUAUCCAGUAAGCAGCACGCAUUUUUCGAUACUCAUCACUGCCGUGCUUUUUCUUCUAAAAUUUGGACCCAGACAGACAUUUGUGACCCUUGCCUCAUGACCCGAUUGACCCCAGUUUGCUAAGUUUUGAUUUAAGCGGCAAUGUAUAUAGAGUAAUGUUAUACCUAGAUUGCCUAAUGUUGUUUUAUGAGAUCUGCCAUUGCUGUUAGCACUAAUGUGAUGUGCGUAUCCCGGACGAAUUUCUUUUUUUAAUUAUUUGUGUGCUCUUAGAAGAGAUUAGCAAAGUCGUGAAACGUAUAGAUGAGUUACCACACGCAGACACAGGGCGCCAUUGCGGAUCAAGCGCGACUGCAUCUCUCUUACCGUCUGGUGUCUCUUCCAUACACAAGCUGUCUCAUUUGGACUCCGUUGCUCCCGGCUGAGAUAGUUUGUCUUUGGUAGAGAUACCAGACGGUCAGAUUUAGAAGUGCGUGCUUGUUCACAGAUGCCUAUACUUCAGCUCAAAUGCGCAACCUUCGACCAUUCGUCCACUACGGUUCAUCACAAUUGGCAAUAUCUUCAUAUAUUUACACGUUGCUUUCUCGCCUUUGCCUCAGAAGAAACGCCUUAUAUGACCAAGUGUUAGACUCCCACACACCUAUCAUGUGUAAGCACCCAUGUCCCAUCCCAACCCCAGCUUUACAAAUGCAUUGUUCCAUGUUUAAAAGGAACGAACGACAUUCAGUCACUCCCCCAUCCCUCUUCACUACCGUAAUCGAUGCACCUCUCUGUUGAUGUUAUUGAUCGGUUAGAAUCACCCGUUAAACUUGUUCACGAUACAAUUGUUCAUUCUUAUAGUUUUAUAUAGUUCAGUUAUUUUGCGUGUGUCUCCUGCCAGGUGUAUCGCGAAGUCACAAUCUUCACUUAACUGGAAGUUCAUUUAAGUGAGCAUACUUAGUGUAAUGUGUUCAGAAUAAAUUUAAUAUGUCAUUAUUGAUCA